Molecule: messenger RNA, 535 nt
Organism: Penaeus monodon (black tiger shrimp)
Lineage: Eukaryota; Metazoa; Arthropoda; Malacostraca; Decapoda; Penaeidae
Product: pro-resilin-like
Exons: 3
Coding region: 46-459 (137 amino acids)
Cellular component (GO): extracellular matrix
Source: RefSeq, a predicted model, not a curated record
CGCCAAGUGACCAGUAUCAGUUACAUCUGAAACACUCUAUUCAUCAUGAACGCCAAGGUCCUCAUCAUCCUGGGUCUGGCAGCCAUUGCCGCUGCCGACAGCUUCGAAUCUUUCGAAUACAGACCACCACAGCGCCACUCCUUCGAAAACUCCUUCGAAUCCUACGAGUCCGGAGAGGCCAAGUACGACUUCCAAUGGGCCGUAAAGCACGACGACUCCGGCAACGACUUCGGACACCAGGAAGCCCGUGACGGUGAAGACACUCAGGGAUCCUACUACGUGCAGCUCCCCGACGGCCGCCUGCAGACCGUCAGGUUCGUCGUAGAAGGUGACGACGGCUACGUGGCCGAUGUCAACUACGAGGGCGAGGCUCGUUUCCCCGACUCCUAUGAGUCUGCUUCCUUCGAGUCCCGCGAAUACAGACCACGAUAUGUCUACGACUCCAACGAGUCCAAGUAAAAAUGUUCGAGGAAACCUGGAUGAAUAGCGCUUUUUUUAACUUGUGAAACUAUUUUUUAUUUAUAUGGAUAAAUGU